CUCUAACAAUUUCGAAUCCCUAUCUACUCCUUUGUCUAGGACUUAAUUUAUUCACGGAAAAUGCAACGAUGAAUCAAACGCAGAGCUUCACUCUUGUCGAUCCAUUUGAAGAACAGUCUAUUAUCUCUCUAAACCCUCGAACACUCCGACUUUCCAAAGAUGCGUUGAAAUCCAAAGACCUCGAAGCUGUACACCAGUAUACGAUAUCAAUGGCAUUACAAAGCCCUGAUAAGUAUUUUGAGGAAGCAAAGUCAGUUGUAGAUGGAGGUUUAGAAUUCCUCAAUACCAAGAAAACUGAAGCUGAUAUAAAAGAGAAGGAAAACCCUCAAAAGCACAGACCAGGUUUAGUCCGGAAGCGUGCUAAGUUCUCUUUGAAGCCUGAUACAAGCCAGUCUUCUACACUCGUGGAACCAAGUCUUGAAAUUGAUCAGCUGCAGGAUCCAGAAGAAUUUUUUGCAGCCUUUGAAAAGUUUGAAAUUACAUCAUCCUUCUCUAAUCUUGACACCCAAAAAGAGCUCAAGAGACAGAGAGGUGGUGGAGAUGUAGAUGAGGUUAAAACAUCCACUACUGUUAGACAUCGUCGUCCAGAAAUACCAAGGAGAAAAGUUAGUUAUAAGCAUUAUGAAUACUACAGUCAGUCUCAGGAGUAUACAUCAGUUGCUCAAGAGACAUUGCAAGAUAAGAUUGUAAGUCCAAUUCCACCUACUCGAUGUUUACAACAAGAAUCUUUCACACCCAAUCAGCAAUGUGAUGAAGAGGAAGUAACUGAAUCAAUAAGUAAGAGUGAGAAUAGGAUCCACAAGAUGUUUGAUGAAUUAAUGGCUAGUAAUAUUGAGAAUUUAGAUGGAAAUGAGGCGUUAUCCUUUUUAAAAGAGCGUAUGAACAUCAAAGAUGUUGAUAUAGAGGAUUUACAACUUCCAGAGUUCCAUGAAAUUCCUAGAGUUGACUUUAUUUCUCCAUUCAAGAAUUUACUACAAGAGUCUCAGAACAAGAGCAUAUUGACUACUGAUACAACAGAAAAAGUAUUAUUACCCAACAAGUACAACCCCCCAUUCCAAUCUGUAGAUCCAUUCUCCUCCACCCAUGGGCAUGAUGUUGAUUCACAUCCCACAACUUUUACUAAAAUCAUUAGUGCCAGCAAGGACAUGGUUUCUGCCACAUCAGCGAAAAAGAAUAUUACAGAAACUGCCACUGCCACUGGUGAUAUGGAAGACAGGGAGCAUAAUGUGGAAGAAAGGGAUGCAGGUGAUAUUCGAACAAACGAAGAUAUAAAUGGAAAUAGUGAAGAUACGGUGGCAAAAGCAGCAUCUGUUGUUAAAGAAUUUAGUUUGGAUGUUGAGGAGAUUAUUAGUGAGGAGAAUAAUAAUGUUGAAGAUGUGACAGAGAAGGCAGGAGAAGCAGAAGUAAAUGUUGUGGAGGAUUUGGAUUUGGAUUUGAGGCAACCAGAUGCUGAUGACGUGAAUAUUGAGGAGGACAUGGACAUGGAUACUAGUGGUCAAAGUCUUGAUAUUGUUCCUGUCCCUGAACAACAAAAUGAGGAGGAGGAGCAUCGGAGGAUAAAUAAAAAAACAAAUAAGAGAAAGAAGAAUAAGAUUGAUCCAAAAAAGCGUCGCCAGAGCCUUGCAGGGGCGGGGUCUAGUUGGACGUCAUCUGGAGUAAGACGAAGCAGCAGAAUUAAAAGGAGACCCUUGGAAUAUUGGAAGGGAGAAAGACUCUUAUACGCUCGAGUCCAUAACAGCCUGCCGACAGUUAUCGGUGUGAAAUAUAUAUCUCCAAGUAAGGGGGAUGGAUUCAAGGUGGAAUCUUUUGUCUCUCACAAGUACAAACACCUUGUUGAGUUGACCGCUCUCCAUUGACUUUGACUCACUCACUUUUUGACCUUUUUCCCAUGCAUGUAUGUAAGUUACUUGCUUGCUUACUUACUUGUUGGUGCAAGAAAACAACUUUGCUUUUAGAAUAGACGCAUCAAAUAUCAAU
Messenger RNA from Lactuca virosa, 1977 nucleotides. NCBI's taxonomy places the organism in Eukaryota, Viridiplantae, Streptophyta, Magnoliopsida, Asterales, Asteraceae. The record is from the annotation of a GenBank genome assembly.